AUGGACAUGACUUCUUGUCAUUCGUCACUACCAAUCAAGAAUGAAAGUGUACCAUGUUCUUCUGAUAGUGAAGAUGAUCAAGCAACAGCAGCUGAUGUCGAUGCUAAUAUGGAUUAUUAUGAUGCAAGAUCAUUUAAACAACAAAAUAUAUGUCGAAAAAAUCGUAAUUUUACUUGUGGACAAUUGAUGUCGACAAAAUCUAAAGAAGUUUAUUCUUUGAAGAAUCAAAACCAAAAAUUUUUCGAAACAGAAAACGAUCAUGUUUAUCAACAUCUCAGCAAUAUCGAUAUGAUGAUGGUUAGAGAUACAAUGCCUCUGACAACAUCUCAAAAUUCAAGACAUUUUUCUAUAUGUAUUCUUCCUCAUUUUGAUUCUGAUAUGAUGAAAUCGAAGAAUGAUCAUUCAAAAGUUUUAUUACAUGAUCGAAAAUAUGCAUUUAAAAAAGAGAUUUUGUAUCAUUAG
Messenger RNA from Rotaria sp. Silwood1, 462 nucleotides. NCBI's taxonomy places the organism in Eukaryota, Metazoa, Rotifera, Eurotatoria, Philodinida, Philodinidae. The record is from the annotation of a GenBank genome assembly.